UUAUUUCUUAACCGCUCCCUCCAUGUUGAGUUACACAAACGUAUGGGGAGUGUAGGUAGUCAUGUCUAUUGAGACGAGGUCGAACUCAGCUCUCUUUAAAAGAGCUGAACAAUUGAAACGUUGGGAAGAAUCAGAAACGAACCGUGUGCCUGGAACACCAAACAGGAAGAAAAAGAAGAUACAAUUUUCUGCGGGAUGUGUGUUUUUAGCUGCGUGUGCUGCCGGAGACAAGGAAGAGGUUCUCCGUUUGCUACAGAAAGGGGCAGACAUAGAUACAGCGAACGUAGAUGGGCUGACGGCGCUACAUCAGGCUUGCAUAGAUGACAAUCUCGAUAUGGUGGAGUUCCUAGUAGAGCAUGGUGCCGAUGUUAACAGAGGUGACAAUGAAGGGUGGACUCCACUCCAUGCCACAGCCUCAUGUGGCUUCAUCAGCAUAGCUAAGUACCUGAUAGAACACGGUGGGAAUGUUGCAGCUGUCAAUGAUGCUGAACUUCCAGUUGACAUUGCUGAAUCAGAUGAAAUGGAGGAAAUGCUUCAACAGAAUAUUGAAGCUAAAGGUAUUGAUUGUGAUGAAGCCCGUAAUGAGGAAGAACGAAUGAUGUUGGAAGAUGCUAAAGCUUGGCUCAAUAGUGGUUUCUUUGAUGAUGAACCACAUCCAAAAACUGGUGCAAGAGCAUUGCAUGUUGCUGCUGCUAAGGGUUACAUCAAAGUUAUGAGAGUACUACUCCAAGGAGGUGCAGAUGUAAAUGUGCAAGAUUUUGAUGGCUGGACACCCCUCCAUGCUGCAGCACAUUGGGGCCAAAAAGAAGCAUGUGAAAUGCUGGUGGAAAAUUUCUGUGAUAUGGAAAUGAAGAACUAUGUGGGUCAAACAGCCUUUGAUAUUGCUGACCCUGACAUGAUCCCAGUUCUUGAGGAACUGCAGAAGAGACAAGCUGCAAUGCAGAGAGAUCAUGCUGCAAACAACGCAAUUUUGCAGAAGAAGGGGACCAACAAUUCCAAGAGAAGGUCAUCCAUCACCCGAAUGUCAGUAGCUGACAAGUCAAACCUUAUAAAUAAAGAUGCAUCAUCUGAACGUCAGAUUCUGGACCAGUCAAUUUCAGAAGAAGAUAGCACCAACAAAAUGCUGAAAGUAAAAGUGGAAAUUGAACCAGUAUCUGACAAAGAAGAUACAAGUGAACACUCUGAUGUCAGUGAAGUUGAGGAUCAAGAACGGUCCAGUGACUCCAGUGACUCUUCAGAUGACACUGAAACAUCUAAUGGUAGUGAAACACAAAGUAGUGUUAAUAGUGCAGAGGAGAAGAAAAACAAGGCUAAUAGGGAUGAUACUGCCAAAACAACAAGCAUAGAAACCAACAAAUUAGUUCCUAACAGUCCGUCCAUGCCAUCUAACUUGCCACAGGAAAUAGAUGACCCUUCAAGAUGGCGAAGGCCUGGUUCUUUACGAAGCCGGGGAGCAAAUGGUGAGGAGGAUAUUACGAAUAAAACUGUACCUGGUAAUGUUGAGAAGGAAAAUCAGAAGGUUUCCACACCAACAGGUACUGUGAACCGCACCAUUGUGGAUAAGCCAGAAGUCUCUGUUCGGAGAACCCGUAGUUUUGAAGCUGAUGAGAAGGGUAUUAAAAAAGAAGCUGAUGAUGCUGUUUCCCCAGUAUCAGAUAUCUUGAAUGCUGUUACAACAGGAACAACCACAAUAACCACUCACACCUCACCGACGAGGCAAUCUCUUCCUGUAGCCAACAGUCCCUUACCAACUAACCAAGUUAGAAGUUUCAGUCCUCCAAAGGACAGUGCUGCCAGCACUUGUCCUCCAACACCACCUACACCCACAACACCCGGUGGGAGUAAGCUAAGCCCAGGGAACAUCUUUAAAAAUUUUUUCAAAUCCUUUGUCCCACCUGUUCGUGAUGAGGAAUCAGAAACGCAAAGGAAAGCACAUGCAAAACGUGUUCGUGAAACACGACGAUCCACUCAAGGUGUCACUUUAGAAGAAAUAAAGUCUGCAGAGCAGCUGGUAAAACGAAAAAAUCAGCAGCAGCUUCAACAAGCAACACAGCAAUUGAGCAAUAAUGAACAGCUUCCUGCUGUUACUAACUCACCAUCAAUUACUGCAACAAUAACUACAGCAAGCCCAACAGUGCCUUCAAAGAGUGUGGCAACAGGUGGAAAAGAAGAGGAAGUACACCAAGAGCGACGACCCUCUUGGAGGCUUAGGGUUGAUAACGGUGACAGGAAUAAGUUUCUACUGGAAGAUGCACGUAGCAAAAGUACUCCAAAUGACACGGCUGCUACAACGUAUGUUAGGAGGACAUCGGGAAGUACUCCAGUGCGACCAUCCUCUGCACCAGUUGACCCAUCAUCUGUCGAUACUACUGUAACAAUAGCACUUAGGCGACAAUCGAAGCCACCAGACGACAGAGAUCAAGAUAAGGAGAAUGACAUCAGAAAUGCACAAGCAACCCAAGGUGUGAUACAAAGGCGGCGGAGACCGAAGCGCAGGUCAACUGGUGUUGUGCACGUAGACAUGGAUGAAAUUGAUCCUGAUCGUCAAGAUGCCCUAACUGGAGGGGAGACACUUGACAUUGCGAAAGGUGCAAAUGAUGAGAGUGGAGGAUCUCCACAGUCGUCACGACUUAGUUCACCUGCAGCAGACUCCCCUAUUAAUUCUCGACAUUCGUCCACUCUUUUGCCGCACGAGGCAAGUGAAAAUGGUGAAAUUGACUACAAAAAGCUCUAUGAAGCCUUACUGUUGGAGAAUGAAAGGAUAAAAGAGAAAUUACAGAAGACUGAGGAGGCUUUGAAUGAAGCCAGGGUGCAGAUUUCAAGCAGUUCUAUACCUCCACCAAAGAAUUCACUAUCGGAGAUGGAGAAACGUGAAAGGAGAGCAAUGGAAAGGAAACUCUCAGAAAUGGAAGAAGAACUGAAACAAUUACAAAAGCUCAAAGCUGAAAACGAAAGAUUGAAAGCAGAAAACCGGGCUUUGACUCGGGUGGUGUCGAAACUCACCAAUUCUGCCAAUGCUACAAAAUAGCUAUUGGAGCAGUUCAGGAGUGAAAAUCAGAAACUGAAAGAUGAGAAUGGUGCCUUGAUUAGGGUGAUCAGUAAGUUAUCAAAGUGAUUGAUCAAUUGAAACAGAAGCUCACAAGCUGUGUUGGAAAUGAAUAAUUUAUUAAAGCUAGUGGAAUAUGCAGCAUUUCUCUGUUAUGUAGGAUGUAUUUAUUUCAGAAAAACUAUACAUUCAGUGAUUUAAGGGAUUCUUUGUAGUUAUUUAGGAACUAGAUUUGUUUUCCUCACAUCAUCUGUAAUUCAUUUCUUAAUUUAUUAUUCAUUUUGCAGUAUUAUAACUAAAGUAUUUUGCACUGAAUUACUCAGAUAUAAAGUUAAUGCUUUGCUUUGAAAUAGAGAAGAAACUUUAUCAAAGUUUUGUGAAGCUGAAAGUGGAGGAUUGAGCUCAAUUUCGUAAUUUUGUUAAAAUUUUUGAGCUCACUGUACGGCCAUGUGUAUGAUUGUGUGGAAGUUUAUCAACAAGAAGAACCUAAAAAUAGUUUAAAUGUUCAAAAUGCAGAUGGAACUGUAUUGUAAACAUUGUAUGUGUAAUUGCUGUCUUAAAAAAGUUAUGUUUUAAAAUAUACUUCAGUUUGUUCACACAUUUUAAUUAGCUUUUACAAAAAUGGCUUAAUGAGAGAUUCCUCCAAAAUUUAUGUUGUAUAUACGUGCAUCUUUAUGAAAACCUGUUGGGUGUUUUAUAUGCAUAUAAAGUUGCCAACUGCUGUAUUGUUUUAAGUUUGAAACAUCUUUUUUUUUUCUAGUCCUCGUUAUAUCAGUGAAUGUCAAGUGUAAAUUAAUUUUGUAAUGUAAAUUGUUUUACAAUUUCCCUAUUUAAAGCAUAUCAUGUGUAGGUCAUUAAAACAUGUUAAGAUGUAUCAUUUUCUAUUGAUGUUUACUAAUAUUGUUGUGAUGUUGUUGCAUCCAUGAUAUUUAAUUACCAAGUCUUCAGAAGGAAACUUGUAAUUCAGGCUUUGUCUGCUGUUUGCUAAGUUGAAUUUUAUAGUUCAUUUUAUUCAUGGAUUGUAUAUUUGUAUUAAAAUUUAGUAAAUAAUUUUAUUGGUAUGUUAUGCAUGAAUGUUUCAGUUACCUUGGUGCUAAAUCCGUUACAGGUUUUUUACACAGUUCUGUUAUUACCACAGAACAAUUGAGCUAUCAGCAAAUAGCUGUGAAAAUGUUUUAGAUACCUGUGUUGAGUGUCUAUUUGUCUGAUAACAACAGAUAGUUAAGUAGACAAUGAAGUCUCCUAUUUUCGUCUGGUCUGUUAAAUUAGUCUGAUGGAGGUCUUAGCACGUGACAAAUGGGUGAAGCAACCUUUUCAUAUUCUGUUGAAUCUGUUCCCAGAAUAAUUUUAUGCACUGGAAAAUUUCUGCCAUUGUCUGUGUAAAAGUGCCUUGUUUGCUUGUAAUAUUUGAAAUGAAAUGUACAUUUUUAUAGUAAAACAUCACUAGAACUUCUAAAUAAAACACUUCUCUAUGUUUACAUAAA
Schistocerca piceifrons (Central American locust) is the source of this 4530-nucleotide messenger RNA. RefSeq names its product protein phosphatase 1 regulatory subunit 12A-like. Gene Ontology annotation, biological process: signal transduction. Gene Ontology annotation, molecular function: enzyme inhibitor activity; protein kinase binding; phosphatase regulator activity. The record is from RefSeq and is a predicted model, not a curated record. NCBI's taxonomy places the organism in Eukaryota, Metazoa, Arthropoda, Insecta, Orthoptera, Acrididae. Gene Ontology annotation, cellular component: cytoplasm.